UUUAGUAUCCAAAUAAAUGCUUGUGGAAUAAAUCCUCCAAAUGUAGGAGUUUGUGUGCAGUUAAACAUUAACAACAUGCAAGUAAACAGUGCCGUUCGGCCUUUUACUCAGUCUGUGAAAGAGCUGGAGAAGAUUUUAUAUGGAGGGAGAAGAUCUGGAAACCAUCUGGAUGAAGUUUGGCCAAACGUCUUUAUUGGGGAUAUGUCGGUAGCUAAUGAUCGCUACAGCCUGUGGAAGCUUAGAAUCACUCAUGUUGUGAAUGCAGCUCAUGGGAAGAUGCACUCUCAGGGGAGUCAUGACUUCUAUGGACCCACAGUGAAUUAUUAUGGGAUCCCAGCAGACGAUUCUCCAUCAUUUAACCUGUCUUGCUAUUUCUUUCCUUCGGCUGAGUACAUUCAGAAAGCUCUUAACACAAAUGACGCUAGAGUUUUAGUCCACUGUGCGGUUGGAGUGAGCCGGUCAGCCUCCAUUGUUCUGGCCUUCCUGAUGAUCCAGCAUCAUUACAGCGUGGUGGAGGCCAUCAGUAAGGUCAAAGAGCACAGAUGGAUUUUCCCGAACAGAGGCUUCCUCAGACAACUUUGUGCUUUGGAUAAACAACUUAAAAAAUGACUUCUACUCAACAAAACCUUCUGUUGUAUGUCAGAAAAUGACCUUACUGUUGAGACGUUUCAGGAAUGCAUAAUACUGUUUACAAGAUGAUAUAAAUGGAUGAAAGAAAAGAAAAGAGACAAAUUACUUUAAUCACUUUUGUUGCUCAAGUAUACUUCUUUAACUUCGUUUUUUUUUUGUAUUUUUUGUUAGUUGAAUGGGUCUUAUAGGCUUUAAUAAGCUGCAGCGUCUGCCUACGUCCUUUCUCAUGUUAUUUCUCUUAAGUUCUAUCAAAUUGAGACUUUUUUCCCCUUAAAUAAAAAGGAUUGAAUGAGUGAAUGAAUG
This is a messenger RNA of Oryzias latipes (Japanese medaka), 933 nucleotides long. Its product is annotated as dual specificity protein phosphatase 13A. Gene Ontology annotation, cellular component: cytoplasm. Gene Ontology annotation, molecular function: MAP kinase phosphatase activity; protein tyrosine/serine/threonine phosphatase activity. The record is from RefSeq and is a predicted model, not a curated record. NCBI's taxonomy places the organism in Eukaryota, Metazoa, Chordata, Actinopteri, Beloniformes, Adrianichthyidae. Gene Ontology annotation, biological process: protein dephosphorylation; negative regulation of MAPK cascade.